Molecule: messenger RNA, 2847 nt
Organism: Lolium perenne
Lineage: Eukaryota; Viridiplantae; Streptophyta; Magnoliopsida; Poales; Poaceae
Product: disease resistance protein RGA4-like
Biological process (GO): defense response to other organism
Molecular function (GO): ADP binding
Source: RefSeq, a predicted model, not a curated record
AUGGAGGUUGUCCGCCUGGUUGACUCUGUUCUAAAGAAGGUGGAGAAUGUGAGGAACAUGAUCAAGGAAGAUAAGAAGGCAGGAGUUGAUCUCAGGAUUGGCCUGGAAAGUAUCAAGUGCGAGAUGGCAAUGAUGUCUUCUGACGUAAAAAAAAUCUGGUCGAAGAAAGCUGAGAAGCCGGAGGAAUGGAUCUUCUUACUCCAAGACCUGGCUUAUGAUAUUGAGGAUUUCAUCGAGCGUCGUGGGCGGGAUCCCCAAACAUCUGCGCCCGUUCGUCUUCUUCAUGUAGCCAUGGUAAUGGAUCCCCGUCCCGAGCACAUCGCUCGCAUUGAGCACUUCAAGAAUCAAAUCAGUAGGAUACAAAGCUCCAGGCAAAAAGAUGAAAGCCAUCCAACGACGCAACCGACGUCAACCAAGAAAGCUGAAGGUAAAAGCGGGCACGGCCCUGGAGUUGCCGGCCCCUCUGCUUGCUCUGGUGCUGCUGGAUCUUCGUCGGCUAGUCUUACUCCUUGCGAGUAUAAUAAGCAUCUAGGCACUGGCAAAAGUGACAUCCUGGAGCUGCUGUUAGGAGACGAUGGCCAACAGAAGGAGCUCAAGGUGAUCUCCAUCUUGGGGUUCAGCGGCUCUGGAAAGACUACCCUCGCACGGGCAGUGUACAAGGAUGAAUCUGUUAUUAAGCGAUUCCCUCACCGAGCCUUUAUUGACGUCUCCGUAUUCAGGCACGCGUUCGGAAUUCUACAAAGUAUUCUCCAACAAGUUCGUCCGGGAGCAGUCCCGUUGCAGACCACGUCCAGCAUCAUGGUGACAGGAUAUCUCCAAGAAUUCCUGGGUCGCAAAAGGUACCUUGUGAUCAUCGAUGGAGUGGAGCUUCCACAAGAUUGGCGUGACAUCAAAGCAGCUUUCCCCAGCAACGAGGAAGGCAGCAGAGUAGUUGUAAGCACGCGUACUCAAUCCGUGGCCGCCGCCUGCAGCUGUGGCAGUUACCUUUACAAAAUUCGAGCACUUGACCGGAAUGAGUCGGAGGAUCUGUUCUGGGGAAAGCUGGGUCCAGAGAAUCGUCGACCUUCACUGGAGGAGGAAUUGGGAACCUUAUUCGAUAAGUGCGACGGUUUACCAGAGGCACUGGUCCAGGCAGCUGAGUACUUGAGCAAGGAGGGCGCAACGGAAAAAAAAUGUGAAGAAGUUGGCCGCGCACUUGGUGCCUACAUAGCAGGCGACGACCCCGCGUUCCGGGAGAUGAAGAGAUCGCUUCUGCAGUGCUACGACAGCCUCCAUGACCAAUGCCACAAGGCGUGCAUGCUCUCCGUGGGCAUGUUCCCAAGGGGGCAUCGGAUCAGGAGGAAGAGCUUAGUCAGGCGGUGGAAAGCCGAAGGACUGCUGGUAGGAGAUGUCUAUUUCAGCGAGCACGAUGUGGCCUUAGGCUGCCUUGACAAGUUGGUCGACCUCGGAGUCAUUGAGCCGGUGCUGCUCGGCGACAAUUCCAAGGUGAAGCGCUACAAGGUCUAUGGUGUGAUGCUGGAGUUCAUCGUGCACCGCUCGGUCUCGUGGAACUUCAUCACGCUGAUUGACCACGGCAAGGUCGUGCGAAGCUACGCCACCGGCUGUCAUCCCCGUCGGCUCUCUGUCCACGGAACCGGCGUAACACAAGAAGAAAUAGGAAAGAUAGAGUUAUCUCGCAUCAGGUCACUGACUAUAUGCGACAGCAACAAGAUGGACUUUGACAAGUGUGAGUUGCUUCGAGUGCUUGACCUGGAAGGCUGCACCUGGCUUGAGGAUGCCCAUCUUGACACCAUAUGCAAAUUGCUGUAUCUCAAGUAUCUGAGCCUCCGGAGUACACGGGUAAGUAAGCUCCCCAGGAAAAUGAAAGACCUGCACUGUUUGGAGACGCUGGACGCACGGGAUACACGGGUCGAAAUGCUGCCCAUGGAGGUCCUGAUGCUGCCGCAGCUUGUGCACCUGUUUGGCGAGUUUCAGCUGCCUGCCGAGCUUGGAGAUGCCAAACGGAAGGACAAGCUCGCGAAUUUUUUCUCUGACAACAGUAGGCUGCAGACUCUGGCUGGGUUUAAAAUAGUCAAGAACACAGGUUUCGAGCAGAUUCUGCUUCACUGCGGAACACUUAGGAAGGUCAAAAUAUGGUGCAAGAUUCCUCCUCCUCCUCCUCCUCGCCGUUCACGUAUAAAACUUGCUAGCUGCUUCAAGGUAAAGGAAGUUUCCACUCCUAGCUUGACCGAAAGUUUCGUCGCAUCGCUUGCUGCUAGCUUUCCUAGACUUGAGUCAUUAUCAAUUGAUUUCAAUGGUAUCUGCACAAACUUCCUGGAUUCGGUCCUCACGGCUCCCUCCACUCUGAGUUCUCUCAAAAUAUGGGGUAAAAUGGAGAGUCUGCCUACCUCUGCUACCUUGAGUAAUCUACGUACUCAUCUAAGAGAAUUGCACCUUUCCAAGACCGGCUUGAGUUCCAAAGUGUUGUCACGCCUGCAGAACUUGGAUUGCUUGGUCUGUCUGAGGCUUACAGAGGACCGUCCAGGUCCCUGGGAUGAUGACACUUUUCUUGUGGAACCCAAUAAAUUCCAAAGCCUACUGCAAAUAUCCUUCCAUGGCCCAAAGCUUCCACGUGUGCAGAUCGAACCUGGAGGCAUGCGUUGUCUCAUCUCUCUUCAUCUCGUCUGCCCAGAGCCCGAAAAGGAGCUCGGCGUCCAAGGUAUCACACAUCUCCACAUGCUUAACCAGGUAAUGCUUCAUCCUGAUGCAAGCGAGGAGAAAAUACAAGCGUGGAAAGAGGAAGCAGUCCUGCACAAAAACAGGCCGUAUGUCAAGAAGCAACUCAUGAGCAGCAACGUGCAUGCAUAA